This is a messenger RNA of Phycomyces blakesleeanus NRRL 1555(-), 459 nucleotides long. RefSeq lists its product as hypothetical. The record is from RefSeq and is a predicted model, not a curated record. Gene Ontology annotation, cellular component: cytoplasm. Lineage: Eukaryota; Fungi; Mucoromycota; Mucoromycetes; Mucorales; Phycomycetaceae. The annotation marks the transcript as partial. The transcript has 3 exons.
UUUCAAGAUUCGAUGUACUGUGCUGUUGAAUUCGGUUCUGGUAGAGUAGAGGGAUUGUUCAUUAAAUCAUCUCUUUUAUCGAAUAUAAAGGAGCUAGAUUAUGUAAUAGUAGAAGGAGACCGAGGUAUUGAUUUGGGAAGAGUGAUUGAACUUGAUUUAUCAAAAAAUAAAGCCAAGAUGAUAAAUAAGAAAGGGCCAAAGUCUUUUCGUCGAGUACUUCGUCUUGCCACACGCAAAGAAAUAAAGAGAUACUGGAAGAACAUUAUUAUGGCAAGUCAAGCUGUCAAUAUAUGUCAAAAAGAAAUAGAUAGACAAAAGCUUCCAGUUGAUUUGGUCAAUGCCGAAUAUCAGUGGGAUCAAGAGAAGAUUACGUUCUUUUUUAAUGCAAAAACUAGAGUAGACUUUAGGCAGCUUGUUGUUUUUCUAUACACCAAGUUCCAAGCUCGUAUCUGGAUGUAA